AUGCCUACAAAUUCCAUCGAUCCACCACGAUUUCAUCGGGCUUAUCAUUUUUAUCCUUCGUUUCAAUCACGAGAUAAUAAGCCGAUCAUUAACAACUGGAUGAUGCCUGUUUUCUCUCUACAUGCUCCAACUUCUCAUCAUUUUCCUCCUUCAACUGCUUUAAGUAAUCAAAAUCACUUGUAUAUGAUGCCAAUCCCUCAUAACAACUCUCACUUAACCGUCGCUACUACCUCUCAACUUCAUCAACCUCAAUCAAAUGCUUUCUCCAUUAAUGCCAUAUCUAAUCAUAAUUCUCCUUUAUCUUCAUCUUCUUUAUCUCGAAAUCGUCAUAAAUGUGAUUGGCCUGGUUGUACUUGGAGUUUUAAACGUUUGGAACAUCUAAAACGUCAUAUGAUCACCCAUACUGGUGAACGUAAAUAUACCUGCACCUACCCUGGAUGUGGUAAAAAGUUUGGAAGAUCUGAUAAUUUUUCCGCUCAUUGUAAAACUCAUAACAAGUCUAAUCAAAGAAAAUCUAGAAAAUCUACAAAUAUUAUUGAUGCUGAAUUAUCCAAUAAUAUUAAUUUAGAUAACAGAGGAUUAUCUGAUCUUUUGACAAAUGAUUUAUCAAAUAAUAUGUCCUCAAGCAAUAAUAUGUCGUGUGAAAUGACUUCUUCAUCUCAAACUUCUACCUUAACUCAAGAUCAGAUCGAUGCUUUUCAUUAUUAUUGUGAUGCUACUAUUACUACAAAUUCUAAUUCUUCAAUUUCUCGGUCUUCUUCAAUUAAUGAAGGUACAAAUAACUCGGCGGAUCAUUCUUCUGUGCGGUUUAGAGAAUGUUAUUAA
Dentiscutata heterogama is the source of this 825-nucleotide messenger RNA. Lineage: Eukaryota; Fungi; Glomeromycota; Glomeromycetes; Diversisporales; Gigasporaceae. The record is from the annotation of a GenBank genome assembly.